GAUGACGAAACUUCCAUUCAUGCUGUUUGCACUUGCAGAAGUCUUCAGGGUGUCAAAUUCAGAAUGUUCCAAAAUCUGGGAGAGAUUCCGGCGGAGAAACUGUGAAUUUUCUGCGUGUCGUCUGCAGAAUUCUGCCUUGACAGAAUCCUAUAGCUUCAUCUGAUUUUAAUAGCAUCUCUUACCCGAAAACGAGGAAGAAGUUUUGUCUUCGGGUGACAGGUCGUUCUCUAGGAGGACACAAAGGUCUCUCGGUCUAAGAGCUAGGGAUCCAUUUGCGCUUCAUUAACAAUGUUUUUGUGUGGCAUGCAUUUUGUAUGGACGUCACCGUCUUUACCAAAAUUAUAUGCAAACGAUUCAACAAUACCAACGACAGUAGAAGAUGGAUCAUGGAUGGCAUCAAUUGAAUUAUUUGGUGAUAUUCCAGCUGCACCUGUUUCAGCAUUUGCAGCAGAUUAUUUUGGCCGAAAAAUGACCAUGCUAUUAACUGCAAUACCAUUUUUAGGCAGUUGGUUAUUAAUUGCGUUCGCUAAAGAUACGAGCACACUUAUAACAGCACGAUUUGUGGCUGGUUUUGCCACUGGAUGUAUAUUUACAAUGCUUCCCAUGUAUAUUGGUGAAAUAUCUGAUCCAGAUAUACGUGGAAGUUUAAGUAAUGGACAAAUGGUCAUGUUUGAUGUUGGUUCAUUGUUUUUCUAUAGUGUUGCACCAUGGAUUUCAAUCAAAUUAAUGGCAUUAAUAGGAAGCAUAUUUCCAUUGAUUUUUUUUGCUACAUUCUUUUUUAUGCCCGAAUCGCCAUAUUAUUAUUUAAUGAAAGAGGAUCCACAAAAAGCAAAAGAGUCAUUAAAACGCUUACGUGGUGUACGUAAUAUUAAGGAAAGUGAUUUUCAAGAGUUAAUCAAAAGCAUGGAAAUUGAAAAUACUCAAUCAUCAAAAUGGUCCGAUUUAUGUAAUUCCUAUCUCAAAGGGUUAAUUAUAGUUUUAGGAUUGAAAACGUUACAAAUAAUGAGUGGCGUGUAUGCGAUAUUGACAUACGCGGAAUUAAUAUUUGAUCAGGCUGGUGGUAUAUUUUCCGGUAAAACAUCAUCGGUUUUAUUUGGUAUUGUGCAAUUCUUAAGUAGUUUAGGUUCCUUAUUAUUUGUGGAUGGGAUUGGUCGUCGACCUUUACUAAUAAUAUCCUGUAUAGGAUGUUUCCUUGCAUUGUCAGCCCAAACAGUUUAUUUCUAUUUACAAUUACACAAUCUCUAUGAAUUAAAUUUUCUUGGUUGGAUACCUAUAUCAAGUUUAUUGUUUUACACAAUGGCGCAUGGUAUUGGCUUAGGACCGAUUCCAUAUCUAAUUACUGGAGAAAUAUUUCCCACGAAUAUUAAAGCAAAAGCAUUAUGCGUUCUUGAUCUUUAUGCUGCUCUUAUUGAAUUUAUUGUAUUAAAAAACUAUCAAAUUAUUGCAAAUUCAUAUGGUAGCCAUGUUCCGUUUGGUAUAUUUUCCAUAUCUUGUAUUGUAGGUAUUGUUUUUGUUCUUUUGAUGGUACCUGAAACUAAAGGGCAGACUUUAGAGCAAAUACAAGAAAUUAUGAAAAGUAAAAUACAUGUGAAGCCAAAAUGUUUAACAAAAGUUUGAUAAUUGAUGUUUUUUAUUAUUAAAUCGCAUUUUCUAAAUGGCACGUAAUUGAAAAGAGUUAAAUAAAUGUUAAAACAGAGUUUUCAAUUUUGGUUAGAAUAUUAACUUUAAGAAAAGAAAGAAGGAUGUUGAUUUAAAUUGAGAUUUGAAAGUAACAAUUACGAAUGCAUGAAUUUGAAAACGGAAAUGUAUUCAAAUUUAUACAUAUUCUCAUAUUUAAAUUUAUACAUAUAC
Chrysoperla carnea is the source of this 1851-nucleotide messenger RNA. RefSeq names its product facilitated trehalose transporter Tret1-2 homolog. Bases 289 to 1617 code for a protein of 442 amino acids. The transcript has 2 exons. Lineage: Eukaryota; Metazoa; Arthropoda; Insecta; Neuroptera; Chrysopidae. Gene Ontology annotation, cellular component: membrane. Gene Ontology annotation, biological process: transmembrane transport. Gene Ontology annotation, molecular function: transmembrane transporter activity. The record is from RefSeq and is a predicted model, not a curated record.